CUUAAGAUCCGGCCUGGCUCGACUGACUCGCCUAUGUUUUGGCCUCGUCCAAGCAUGUGCCGCUCUGUCUCUGCCUCUGCCUGCUACAAUGGCCGACGAGGGAAUGUCCAUUGUUCCCUACGGGUCGGGCAAUCUUGAUGUUGUGCUCCGCCAUAAUGACUCGGUAGUGGUCUUCGAUCGGGACUCCCGCCAACUUGUUCUCCGAAAUACAACAGAGAACAACGAUGCCAACCUCGAGCUUGCCGACUGUCCUUACUGCCAUCGCCCUCUCCGCGACGACGGCUCGGCCCCGGACGACCACCAUGCCACCCCCGGAGCGCAGCCUGAAUUCAUCAACCCGAACUAUUUCCGCAUGCUCCACAAUAGCCUCCCCAGCUCCGUGAACUCAUCAAGCCCUCCGUCUCCUCGUCGGCGUCUGGUUCCCCCGGCUCUUGCGGACGGCCCAACCAGUGGCCCUAGCUACUCGAGUAGCAGCGUACCCCCCAGUCAAGGAAUCUCAUCAGCUGCAUUCACACCGGACUACUUCAAGAAAUUCUUCGUGGAAGAGACAGUACUGGGCAAGGGUGGAAAGGGAGUGGUCCUGCUGGUGAAACAUGUACUGGAUGGCGUUUCACUCGGCCAGUACGCCUGCAAACGAGUACCUGUCGGAGACGAUCACGAGUGGCUUGAGAAGGUGCUGGGAGAGGUGCAGUUACUGCAACAUCUCACACAUCAAAACCUCGUGUCCUAUCGGCACGUCUGGCUCGAGAACGCCAAGAUCAGCACAUUCGGGCCCAGUGUACCAUGUGCUUUUAUCCUCCAGCAAUAUUGCAACGCCGGGGAUCUGCACAACUAUAUCUGCGGCUCCGUAGAUACACCUACGACCACUGAGCAGCUGAAGGAGCGCCUCCGCAGAAAGUCCCGAGGCGGACCCGAGCCUGAGAGUAAUCUUGGAAAGCUCCGUACGCUCAGCUUCGACGAAAUCUAUUCCUUCUUCAAAGACAUCACCUCGGGGCUGCGAUACCUGCACGCCAACGGAUACAUCCAUCGUGACCUGAAGCCAAACAACUGCUUGCUGCACAAAACAAGCGAUGGAAUCCGCGUUCUGGUCAGCGACUUCGGCGAGGUCCAAGCCCAGGAUUCCAUCCGGAGAUCUACCGGCGCGACGGGGACCGUCUCAUACUGCGCCCCGGAAGUGCUACGACAGGAAUAUCCAGGCGGCCCAUUCGGGAACUUCACUUUCAAGUCCGACAUCUUCUCUCUGGGAAUGAUUCUCUAUUUCCUAUGCUUUGCGCAGUUACCCUACAGCAACGCCGACCUCAUCCACGAAGAGAAAGAGGACCUGGACCGGCUCCGCGAAGAGAUCAGCCAGUGGUCUGGAUUCGACUACGCGCGGCGCAUGAGGCCCGAAUUGCCCGAGCAACUCUACACCUUCCUGGAGCGUCUCCUCUCAGUAGAUCCCGACCGACGACCAUCCGCAGACGAAGUCCUGGGCGGCCUCCAAGCCGGCGCCAACGUCAACGAGAGCUUUCGAUCGCGACGAGCCAGUCCAACAAGUCCCGACAUCCGCUCUGGGUCGAGAAUCCAGCCCGUCGAAAGCACCACACUCCCCUCUUUCGCCCGACAGCCCCUAUCUCCAAACAGAACCAUCGCCCGAAGCCCAGUAGCCGUACGCCGAACCCCAGCCUACAGUGCAGACGGCACCGAGACGGAAUUAACCCCGGACCUUAUCGUGAGACCUCGAUAUCCCUCCACACCCUCCCACUCACCCACCCAAGUCGAGCCUCAGGACCACAAACAUCCCGACCCUCCCCCCAUCCAACAACUCCUCCCCCCACCACCCCCCAGCCGCUUCUCUCUGUCAAGACUCCUCCCCUACGCCCCCGCAUUCGAAUUCUCCCACUGGCAAAUCCCUCUCACCGCAACCCAACUGUCCUGCUUCCUGGUCAAAAUCGUCUCCAUCUUCCAACCCUGCAGCCCCCUCGCCGUCAACCCCUGGGUCGCGUAUACGUUGCUUCUCCUCGCGGCGGUCUACUUCCCCACAAAGAACUUUCUGACCCAGAUCGUCGCUCUUUUUCUGCAUCUGGUCGUCGUUAGUCUGUGUUUGAGGAUGGAUGCGUUGUGUUGGCAUGGUUCGAGGGGUGCUAUGAUGUUUGCCCGGUAGCAAAAUUGUUCUGUUUGUUUUUAUUUCCUUGGCUUUGGUGCAGGCAGGUGUACAUUGGAGUCUUGUGGUCAAAAGCGAGCGUUUCCUUUCUUCUUCUUCUUCUUUUCUUUCUUUCAAGCAUGGCAUGGCAUGGCAUGCAUUUCGGUUUAUUUCUGUAUCUAUCUACUCUAGCUGAUCUUUUUUUUUUCGGGCUUGAUAUUUAUUAUCCAAGGAUGAAUGUACACAUUACGCAAGAUGAUGAACUGACUACCUACCAUUUAUUUGUUUAAUUAUUGUCCAGGUAUUUACCAAAUAGUCACUAGCUAGUUUG
Molecule: messenger RNA, 2453 nt
Organism: Aspergillus heteromorphus CBS 117.55
Lineage: Eukaryota; Fungi; Ascomycota; Eurotiomycetes; Eurotiales; Aspergillaceae
Product: protein kinase IKS1
Exons: 2
Coding region: 89-2143 (684 amino acids)
Biological process (GO): protein phosphorylation
Molecular function (GO): ATP binding; protein kinase activity
Source: RefSeq, a predicted model, not a curated record